AUGGCCGAGAUUGUAGAGCUCUCGACCGGAGCCAUGGAAAUAGAAGAAGCCGUUGAUGAAUUAGACCGAUGCGCGGUGGAGGAGGUUGAGCUAACCGUUCCAAAAACCGACGAUCCAACGUUACCGGUUCUCACUUGUAGAAUGUGGGUUCUAGGUCUUGGUGCGUGUAUUAUACUAUCGUUCGUGAACCAGUUUUUCUGGUACAGACAGAUGCCGUUGACCAUUACCGCAAUCUCAGCUCAGAUCGCGGUCGUGCCGCUCGGUCAUCUCAUGGCUCGAGUGCUUCCAAAUAAGAAGUACUUGGAGGGAUCAAAGUGGGAGUUCAACAUGAAUCCUGGUCCGUUUAAUGUCAAGGAACAUGUUAUGAUCACAAUUUUCGCUAAUUCGGGAGCAGGAACGGUUUAUGCGACUCAUAUACUUAGUGCUAUUAAGCUUUAUUAUAAGAGAUCGCUUCCCUUUCUACCGGCUUUUCUCAUUAUGAUCACCACUCAGUUUCUCGGGUUUGGGUGGGCUGGUCUAUUCCGUAAACACCUUGUUGAGCCAGGUGAAAUGUGGUGGCCAAGCAAUCUAGUUCAAGUGUCUUUAUUCAGUGCAUUGCACGAGAAGGAAAAGAAGAAAAAAGGAGGCAUGACCCGAAUCCAAUUCUUCAUCAUAGUCCUUGUUACUAGCUUCGCAUACUACAUUUUCCCUGGCUAUCUAUUCACAAUGAUAACUUCCAUCUCAUGGGUCUGUUGGCUUAGCCCAAAAUCGGUUUUAGCAAACCAACUCGGUUCAGGUGAACAAGGUCUUGGUAUAGGCGCAAUUGGUAUUGAUUGGGCUACGAUUGGCUCUUACCUCGGCAGCCCACUUGCUAGCCCGAUCUUCGCUACCGUCAAUGUAACCAUUGGUUUUGUGAUAAUAAUGUAUGUCGCCACGCCGAUUUGUUAUUGGCUUAAUCUUUACCAUGCCAAAACUUAUCCUAUAUUCUCAAGUGGGCUUUUCAUGGGUAAUGGCUCGUCUUAUGAUGUUUUGAGUAUCAUUGAUAAGAAGUUCCAUCUCGACCGAGACAUCUAUGCAAAGGCUGGUCCAAUCCAUAUGAGCACUUUCUUUGCGGUAACAUAUGGUCUUGGGUUUGCCACUUUGUCCGCAACCAUUGUCCAUGUUUUACUCUUCAACGGAAGCGAUCUAUGGAAGCAAACAAGAGGAGCAUUCAAGAGGAACAAGAAAAUGGAUAUACACACUAGGAUCAUGAAGAAAAACUACAGAGAAGUUCCCAUGUGGUGGUUUUUGGUGAUCCUCGUACUCAACAUUUCGCUCAUCGUGUUCAUCUCUGUGUACUACAAUGCAACCGUACAGCUACCUUGGUGGGGAGUGUUGCUAGCUUGCGCCAUUGCCGUCUUCUUCACUCCUCUUAUUGGUGUUAUUCUCGCCACCACUAAUCAGGCACCGGGGCUGAACGUCAUCACAGAAUAUGUAAUCGGAUACAUCUAUCCAGAACGUCCGGUCGCGAACAUGUGCUUCAAAGUGUAUGGAUACAUCAGCAUGUCUCAGGCUUUAACAUUCAUCCAAGACUUCAAACUCGGCCUCUACAUGAAGAUCCCUCCUAGAAGCAUGUACAUGGCACAGGUGCUUGGGACGCUUGUGGCUGUGCUAGUAUACACAGGAACUGCUUGGUGGUUAAUGGUAGACAUUCCUCAUUUAUGUGACAAAUCUAUGCUUCCUCACGACAGUCAAUGGACAUGCCCGAUGGAUCGUGUCUUCUUCGAUGCAUCUGUGAUAUGGGGACUUGUCGGACCACGUAGAAUGUUUGGUGACUUGGGAGAAUACUCAGCCAUAAACUGGUUCUUCCUCGUAGGCGCAAUCACUCCUUUCUUGGUCUGGCUAGCGACCAAAGCAUUUCCAGCUCAGAAAUGGAUCGCACAGAUACAUUUUCCGGUUAUUUUAGGAGCAACCUCGAUGAUGCCACCAGCGAUGGCGGUUAAUUUCACGAGUUGGUGCAUCGUGGGAUUUAUUUUCGGAUACUUUGUGUUUAAGUACAAGAGAGAGUGGUGGACAAAGUACAACUACGUUUUGUCGGGAGGUUUGGACGCGGGAACUGCGUUUAUGACAAUACUGAUUUUCUUAGCGCUAGGACGCAAUGGAAUUGGACUGGCGUGGUGGGGGAACGCUGAUGAUAGCACAAACUGUAGCCUCGCAUCUUGUCCUACUGCUAAAGGAGUAAUAACGCAGGGCUGUCCUGUUUUCUGA
This is a messenger RNA of Eruca vesicaria subsp. sativa (arugula), 2226 nucleotides long. The record is from the annotation of a GenBank genome assembly. Lineage: Eukaryota; Viridiplantae; Streptophyta; Magnoliopsida; Brassicales; Brassicaceae.